AUGACGAAGCGAAAGGGAAAGAAUAGUCCCAAACAGGACGACAGUUUCCUGCUGUUGGAGCCCUCGGUGACAGAGUCGCGAGGACUUAGCGAAUAUGUUCUCCCUUGUAUUCUUUUUCUUCUGAUCGUCGUUGGAGUCUCCUCAGCCGGCUGGUUCUGCAGCCAGCAACAGCAAACCAUUGACAGUUUGUCGGAAACCCUCUCCUCAAUGCAGCUAAGAAUUACCAAGUUUCAGCAACAGCUGGGAAUUGAUAAUGCGCAACUUUCUGGUGCCAAAGGUAUUGAGGAGCGUCUGGUGGCCUUGGAGGAGGCCUAUGUGCAGGCUCAGAGGCAGGCAGAGGUGGCCAUUGCCACCUCAGAACAGGUAAAGGGCACUGACCUUAAAGGUCAGUUCUGGUCCAUCCAUUCAGAGAUGAACACUAAGCUGUCCGAGCUGCAGCAGAUCGCCAUCUCCACGGCAACCCUACAUGAUAUACUCAAGAACAAAAGCGAGGUGAUUGACGCCGUGAGGCAAAGUGUCAGCACCAUCCUGACUACUAACUCUGAGCUAGCACUUAGCAUCGAGGGUCUCACGAAAACUGUCACAACCACCAAGUCCCAACUUGAUGAGCAGAUCAUGGCUGUUGAUGAUUUGGCAUCGCAGCUGGAAGAACAGGGCAUGGAACUGUCUGGUUUGAAAGAAUCCUUCAUCCAUCACCAAGAAACUCUCGCCACAAAUACGCAGGAGGUCAUGGGUAUCAAGGAGCUACUGGAAACUGAGCAGACCAUGAGAGCCCAAGCUUUGGAAGACCAGCUUCAGUCUGUUCGCAGGAGUCUUGAUGAACAUCAUGACCAUGCCCAGAGUCUUCAUUCCCAGCUCGCUGCCCAGCUGGAAGCUGUCCACAGCCAGUUGGUGACUAAAAGUCCUCAAGCUGGCACUGAGGAGGAGGAUCAGGAUCAGGAAGUCACUGUUACAGAGGAGAUCCAGUCUCCACCAGAAGAGAUAGAUGCCUCUUCAGUUGAAACAGAGGAGAUGGUGAUAGAGACCCAGGAGGUAGAACAGGAGCUUGUGGAGGAAACAGAGAUUGGAGAACCAAUGGAAGAAGAAUUUAUAGAGGAUGCUUCAGAAAAUGUUGAAGAAAAUGAGCAGGAGCAGGAGUUUGAGAAGAUUACACAAGAACCGGUUGCGGAAGACGUGGAAGAAUUUGAAGAACAAGACGUUUUGUGA
Messenger RNA from Chanos chanos (milkfish), 1206 nucleotides. RefSeq names its product FK506-binding protein 5. The coding region runs from base 1 to 1206 and encodes 401 amino acids. The record is from RefSeq and is a predicted model, not a curated record. Lineage: Eukaryota; Metazoa; Chordata; Actinopteri; Gonorynchiformes; Chanidae. The transcript is spliced from 4 exons.